Messenger RNA from Helianthus annuus (common sunflower), 628 nucleotides. RefSeq lists its product as uncharacterized. NCBI's taxonomy places the organism in Eukaryota, Viridiplantae, Streptophyta, Magnoliopsida, Asterales, Asteraceae. The transcript is spliced from 2 exons. The coding region runs from base 32 to 502 and encodes 156 amino acids. The record is from RefSeq and is a predicted model, not a curated record.
UGUGGUGCAGAAGAAAGCACAUGAAACAACAAUGGUGGUUUCAAUCACCACUGCAACAUCUCUUCCACCAUUCCCAUUUUUCAAUCACCAACCCAUCAAACCUCCAAAUCAAGCAUCUCUACUCAUUCUUUCACCACCACCAACAACUCUUUACAUCCGCUGUCCUUCCCUAAACCGCCCAAUCUCCGCCACACCAAACGGUGUGUUUCUCCUAUCAGAAGCCAACCCACCUGAGCAGAUUGUCCCCGCCGUUAACGAUAACGGCGAUGGAGUGUCUGUGGUUAUCUCGGUUCUUCUGUCGAUUGCUUUCGUUGGCUUAUCGGUUCUCACACUUGGGGUCAUCUACAUCGGUGUGACGGAUUUCUUACAAAAAAGGGAGAAAGAGAAGUUUGAAAAAGAAGAAGCGGAGAAAGCAAAGAGAAGUGGCAAGAAGAAGAGAGUAAGACCACGAGUCGGUCCCAAAGGUUUUGGACAGAAGAUUGACAACGACGAUGAUUUGUAGAUCGUAGAAAUUUUCCACAUUAAAAUGUACAAGUGCUGAUUACAAUUGUAAACAUUAAUUUACAGAUUUGAAUGUCCAACCGAGACGCUUUGAGGCAUUAAAGAGCUAAAAAGAUAGUUGUUUUCA